Messenger RNA from Naegleria fowleri, 1905 nucleotides. RefSeq lists its product as uncharacterized. The transcript is spliced from 6 exons. Gene Ontology annotation, biological process: transmembrane transport. Bases 1 to 1905 code for a protein of 634 amino acids. Lineage: Eukaryota; Heterolobosea; Eutetramitea; Acrasida; Naegleriidae. The record is from RefSeq and is a predicted model, not a curated record. Gene Ontology annotation, molecular function: transmembrane transporter activity.
AUGAGUAAAUUCAACCGAACGAAAAACACUCCAAGUCGAGAGGAAUAUGGCGAGACAACGAGUCUUCUUUCUGCUCAGUAUAGCAGUAGUAGCUCGGGUGGAAGUGUUAGAUCUAAUAAAUAUGAUGGUUUAGAUCAGGAUCAUCAUGGUUUUGCUGCGGAGGAUGAUGCUACCUCAUCUCCGAAUUUUUCUUCUCCAAUGCAGCAAGCUUCAAUUAACCAUGAUCCUCACGAACAAUUACUUUCGGAUUCUAAGGAAUUAAAGUCAACAAAAAAAAGUGGAAUAUUUACUCGACUAUUUUCGAGAAAUGUAAAUGAUGUAAAAAAAGAAAAUUAUUUUGAAGAGAAAGAAGAAAGAGAGGCGACUAAACAAGUAAUAACGCAGGUCUCAUUACAGGAAAAGGUUCAUGGCCUGAUUAUUGAUCUUUCAUAUGCACUGGGUAUUUUUGGUGUACCCUCACAUCGAUUAGAAAUGCAUUUAAAAACUUUGCUAGGAUACUUUCCGUAUGAAAAGUGUCAAUUUAGAUACUCUCCAACUAGUCUUUGGUUUUGUUUUACCCCCAAUUUUAAAAACACAGAAUACAAUGAGCAGGAUGGAAUCAUUUCGCAUGACAGAGAAGAAUAUUUAUCUCAAUCAAAAUUUUAUGUGGUGAAGCUAGAUGAGUAUGACUUGGAAGACAUGGAUCUGAUAAAGUUGUGUGAAUUAGAUCAACUGGCAAGUGAGAUACCAGGUUUAAUUGAAAUGACAGACAAUAGUCCUGAGGCUCUUGUCACUCUUAUUGAUGAUUUAAGAGACAAAAUAAGAACCAUUAUUUCGAGGUAUUCACUUUGGAAAACGUCAAUACAGCUCUACAUUGCGAAUGUCAUUUCUUCCAGCGCGUGGGUUUUAUAUUAUGAUGGUUCUUGGAUGGAAGUACUAUGUGGAUUUAUAGUGGGUCUCGCAACAGGAGUUUUCACAGUCAUAUCCGAAAAAUAUCCAUCCUUCAAUAGAGUUAAUCCAUUUGUCUCGGCAAUUGUUGCAGGAACAGUUGCAUCUCUCAUGAAGGUUAUAUUUUCUAAAUUAAUGAGCGACGAAGAUAGAGGAAAAUAUCCGUUUUCUGUAUUUCUUGUCACAUUAUGUGCAUUAUUCGGCUUACUUCCACACGUGAGUUUUACCAAUGGAAUUUCAGAAUUGGCAACUAAAAAUUUAGUCUCAGGAAGUACAAGAGUUUUCUAUGCAUUUGUGUUAAUUUUACAGAUGGGAUUUGGUAUUGUCGUGGCGGAUAAAAUAAGUUAUUUAUUCAACAUUUCAAUGCUUCAAGAAAAGUAUUUUAAAGAUGGAGCUGAUGGAAGAGAGGAGUUACCCUUGUGGCUAGGAUGUGUUUGUUUGCCCUCCAUAAUUUUAGGAAAUUAUUUAGAUUACAAAUUACCAAUAGUAUUUAGAAAUCCCAAUGCAGAACAGCAUCUGUAUAACGAAACCGAUCGAUUUCGAACCUUAUCAGGAUUUUAUCACUUUGUGGUUAGAAAAAUUCUUAGCAUUCACUUGCCAACAUUUGCAUUUAUAGUAUUCGCUUCCUAUGCUGUUUAUAUAGUCACAACAGUGUCUGAUGACUAUGUUGGCGAGGAAAUGUCAUGCUUACUGGGAGCAUUUUUCGGUGGAAUUAUUGCGAAUAUUUACGCAUAUAUUUCGAAUAGACCAGAAUUAGUUGUCUCUAUCAAUGUCCUGGACUUGUUGGUUCCAAGUACCUAUGGUGUCACUGGAAUUGCAAAGUUUUAUAAUAGAGGCCAAGAUGAUGAAUUGCAGUCAGGUGUGAAAUUUAUUGCAGACUUGUUGGUUAUUCAUCUUUCUCUAUCAAUUGGAUUGCUACUAGCAGAUCUUGUUUCUCCAAAACAGAAAUCAAAAAAUGGAGCAUUCACAAUCGUCUAG